GAAACAAGUGGGUUCAGUAACAUCUGCUGAAAGAGGAGAGCUUGUCACUGUGGCCUGUGCAAUAAACGCCACUGGAAAUGCAGUCCCACCCAUGUUCUUUUUCAAGGACAGCCUUAUGAACGCAUCACCAGCAGGUUCCAUUGGUCAUUGUACAAAGUCUGGAUGGAUGAAGAUGCCUUCCUCAUCUUCCUGGAGCACGUCAUCCGCCACACCAACUGCUCCACCGAUCACCCAGUCCUGCUCAUUCUGGACAACCAUGAGUCUCACAUCUCACUCAAGUCAGUGACAAUUGCUAAAGAGAAUGGGGUCAUUAUGCUCACCCUGCCACCUCACACCUCACACCUCACACCGCUUGCAACCAUUAGACAAAACUGUCUAUGGACCACUCAAAACCUACUAUAACCGAGCGAUGGAUGGGUAGAUGUGAUCGCAUCCUGGGCGAACCGUAUCGAUCUACGAGGUCCCGGAACUUGUGAAGCAAGCGUUCCUCUCUGCAAUGUCACCAACAAACAUAACCUCAGGUUUCAGAGCAACGGGCAUAUACCCUUUCAACAGGGACAUCUUCCCGGAAGAAGACUAUGCACCAUCAAUGGUGACAGACAGGGCAAAUCCAGAAGAUGAACCCAGUGCCACUGCUGACCUGCCUGGAGAAGAGCCCUCCACCAGUGCAGCUGCUCACCUGCCUGGACCAUCGCAUGAGCCAACACAUGUCACAGCAGGUCCAGACCCAGGAGAGCCACCUGCCACUCUGCCAAAUCCCGAGCAUUCAUCAAGUGACAAAUCUGGUUCUUCUGCUCACUUGGGUUAUGUGUUUCCAGAAGUCAUUGUUCCCUUGCCAAAAGCCACAGAAAGAAAGAACAGAAUUGUAAGAAAGAAAGUGAAAACAAGAAUCGUGACCGACACACCUGAGAAGAUGGAGUUGGAGAAGGCUAAAAAGGAGAUAAGAAGAUAAGAAGAUAAAAAGGCUGAACAGGAAAAGAAAAGAAUGAAAGAGAGAAGAAAAGGGCUCUGAAAGCUGCAAAUCAAACCAAAACCAAGAAGGAAACGGUUGUGUACAGUAGCUCGGAAGAAAGCUCCACCACCGAUGAUGAGGCAGAAGAUGGCCUGGAGAAGACACACGGCAGAAGAAAAGGAGUGGAAAUAAGAAGGGGGCUCUGAAAGGGUGAAAACCAACCAAACCCAAGAAGAAAGUGCUCUCCAGUAGCUCAGAAGAGAGUGACUUUCCGAUUCCAUUUAGCGAUGCCACUGAUUUUGAGAGUUCAGAUAUCCAGAGUGAUGAUGAUGAUGGUGACAAGGAUCUGUCUGCUGGUGACUUUGUCAUUGUGAAGUUUGCAGAAACAACCAUGUACAACAAUGAAGAGAUCCGGAUCGUGAUGGUGGGGAAGACCGGAGCUGGGAAGAGUGCAGCAGGAAACACCAUCCUGGGACACAACUGCUUUAAAUCUGUUUUCUCCCCUGAAUCUGUGACCACAGACUGCGCUAAGUCGUAUGGUGAGCUGGAUAGACAGAAGGUUUCUGUCAUCGACACUCCAGGUCUGUUUGACACCAAUACAGAUGAAGAGACGACACGUAAAAAUAUCUCCCAGUGUAUGGCUUAUGCUUCUCCUGGACCACAUAUCUUUCUGAUUAUCAUCAAACUGGGCCGAAUCACAGAAGAAGAAAAGAAGACGGUGGAGAAGAUUCAGAAAAUCUUUGGAAAGUCAGCAGACAAAUACAGCAUGGUUCUCUUUACCCAUGGUGACCAGCUCAGUGGGACUAUCGAGGAGUUCUUGAAGGAAAGCAAAGACCUGCAGAAGCUUGUGGCCAAAUGUAACGACCAGUACCACGUCUUUGAUAACAAGCUGUCUGAUAGUUCUCAGACCAGAGAGCUCCUCAACAAGAUCAGAAAAAUAACAGAAAAGAACACAGGAAACCAUUACACCACUGAGAUGUUUCAGGAGGCAGAGAGGGCGAUUGAAGAGGAGAAACAGAGAAUCCUGAAAGAGAAAGAAGAGGAAAUGAGGAAAGAGAGGAAGGAACUAAUGAGGAAAAUAGUGGAAAAAUUUGAGCAAAGGAUAAAGGAAGCAAAGGAAGACGCGGAGAAGGAGAAACAGCGAAUCCUGAAAGAGACUGAAAAGCAAAAGUGCAAAGAGGAGGAACUAAAGAGGAAAAUAAAAGAAAAACAUGAGAAAGAACUAAAGGAAGCAGAGGAAGACACUAAGAAGGAGAAACAGCGAAUCCAGAAAGAGAAAGAAGAGCAAAAGUGCAAAUUGAAGGAGGAACUGGAGAGGGAAAUAAAAGAAAAACAUGAGAAAGAAUUAAAAGAAGCGAAGGAAGAGAUGGAAAAAGAACUAAAAGAGAAAAUGAAAGCACUGGAGGAAGAACAGGAAGAGAAGGCUAGAAGAGAGGCAGAGAAGAGCUCUUCAGUGCUCGCAAAGGUUGGUCGUGGACUUGCAGCUGUGGGGGCUGCUGCGGCUAGGUUGGUUGCGGGGGCUGUGGCGAUAUUUAAAAAAUAACUACAGCUCAUUGUAUCCGACCUGAUGUACAUUAUAAUGUCAGUGUUUGAAACUGAUCUGUUGUUUCUCAAAUUACUCUCGCCUUUUCUUUUAGACAUAUUUUGAACACAAAACUAAAAGACUAAAGGGACUUUCAGACAGGACGCGG
Labrus bergylta (ballan wrasse) is the source of this 2643-nucleotide messenger RNA. The record is from RefSeq and is a predicted model, not a curated record. NCBI's taxonomy places the organism in Eukaryota, Metazoa, Chordata, Actinopteri, Labriformes, Labridae.